CAAGCUGAUUGCUUAUUAUACAUAAUCUCUCUCUCUCUUUUCACAGCCCAGAAGAAAUCAAGAUGGAGGUAUUUAACAAAGAGCUAAAAGAUACUGAUAUCCAAUUUCGAUUCUCAUUCCCAUCUCGUUCCUUACGGUAUCUAGAUUUCGCAGGAGAUUUUUUUGUUGAUUUGAAAGUCAAAGACAGCAGCGGUAAGCUUCGGGUGAUUCGUUGCAGGAAGAGAGAUGGAGAUUACGACAAGCCAGUGCUUUCUAAAGGCUGGCUUCAAUUUGUUGCCGACUAUGAACUGAGAGUUGGUGACAUGGCUGUUCUUCUUCGUGAGGAUGACCAUCUCCUCGGGUCACAGUUCAGGAUUGAAGCAAAGAGAAAAAUCAUCUUGUUUCGCAAGGAGGUUUGGGGUGACGUGCCUCGAGCUAACUAGUUAUUAUUUGCAUGUUGGAGUGGGCAUGUGUAUAUACAUGUCCACUCCAACAUGAUUGUAUUGCUGUUCUUGAUUGCUUUUUUAUCUAUGUAUUUUGAGAUAUACUUGCGCUGUACUCAA
Populus trichocarpa (black cottonwood) is the source of this 542-nucleotide messenger RNA. RefSeq lists its product as uncharacterized. Gene Ontology annotation, molecular function: DNA binding. The transcript has a single exon. NCBI's taxonomy places the organism in Eukaryota, Viridiplantae, Streptophyta, Magnoliopsida, Malpighiales, Salicaceae. Bases 63 to 422 code for a protein of 119 amino acids. The record is from RefSeq and is a predicted model, not a curated record.